AUGGGCGACCCUGGCAGGAGUUUUAGCACCCAGGUUCACCACGACUUUCAAGGCAAAUGGGGCCGCCAGUACCACCGGAGUCGGUCACUGAGUAUCAAACUUCCAGAUCGAUUGGAUAUUGGAACUACCCUCAGUGAGUACUGGGCUGGUCUUGCCAUCGAGGAAGAAACCGACAGAGCACUCAAGAUUGGAAUUGCGAUUCAUGAUGGCACGUAUGGCAUUGACUUUGCUGUCCAUCGCAUAUCCCUGGACGAGGAGGAGGAGCAGGAUAGGAGUGGAGACGGAGACUGGGUUGCAGACCAUAUCAUCGAGGAAUUGUCCAACUACAGAAGACAGCAUGUGUGCAAAAUUCUUGGAGCAGGAGUGAUCGCGAGUGUCCAUGAAAAGAGCCCGAAUUUGUGCUCAAGGCUGUGGUCCGAGUUGGACAUCGUACCUAUGCUGGUCACCUCAAACCCUCUUGUUCAGUCGAGCAACCCACGGGCAAAACCACAGAGAGUGGACGAAAUCGCCGACUCGGCAGCCAGGAAGUGUCUAGCACUAUAUGCUCCCACGAAGCAACCGCGUUUGUCAAUCAGCUUCCAGAACCAGGUCGAAGUCGAUCUGGGAGGUACUAUUCAGCUUACCACUAUCGACGACUACAAGGCAUCCGUUCGAGAGCCAACCUGGCGGGCCGUGCAGAAACAUAUCCAGGAUGUGGUGGACCGCAAACUCAGAGUUGUCUUUUUCAGUGCAACACCUCAGGGAGGCGGAGUGGCUCUGAUGCGGCACGCCCUGCUCCGAUUCUUGAGGCUCUACAAUGUGAAUGUGGAGUGGUUUGUGCCCAAGCCAAGGCCCGACGUUUUUCGAAUCACCAAAACAAAUCACAAUAUCUUGCAGGGCGUGGUUCCUCCUGAAGUCCACGCCACGGACGAGCAGCUUGGCAAGAUCAAAGAGUGGAUUGUCGACAAUGCGGAGCGGUACUGGCUCGGUGAAGGUGGGCCACUUACCGCCCCCAAGGACGGCGGUGCAGACGUCAUCAUCAUCGACGAUCCUCAGAUGCCAGAGCUCAUCCCCAUUGCGAAGAAGUUGGCACCGGAUCGGCCCAUCAUUUUCCGCUGCCAUAUUGAAGUCCGCGACGAUUUGGUGCUGGAGGAGGGCAGCGCCGCCCAGCAUGUUUGGCGUAAUAUGUGGUCCAGUAUCAAACAUGCGGACGUCUUCCUCAGCCACCCUGUGCGCUCUUUCGUUCCACCUGAUGUCCGCAAGGAGACUCUGGGCUGGCUUCCGGCUACAACAGAUUGGCUUGACGGUCUCAACAAGAACAUGGAUGACUGGGAUCUGCAAUAUUACUUACACAUCCUCAGGCAGCUUUGUCAAGCCCAGAACCUUCCGCAGCUUGCAUACCCAGACCGAGGCUAUUUCACGCAGAUCGCGCGGUUUGAUCCCUCCAAGGGAAUUCCCGACGUCAUCAAAAGCUACGCCAAGUUCCGAGAAAUGGUGAAAGACCAGCCCAAGGAGAAAAUACACCAAUUGGUGCUUUGUGGGCACGGCUCGGUGGACGAUCCUGAUGCGACGCUGAUCUAUGAAGAGACCAUGAGCUUGGUUCUCACACAAUUCCCCGACUUGGUCGACGACAUUAUCGUGGUUCGACUGGGCCCUAGCGACCAGAUCUUGAACGCUAUCAUGUCGCUUUGCACCGUCGCCCUGCAGCUAUCAACAAGGGAAGGAUUCGAGGUAAAGGUCUCGGAAGCUUUGCACAAGGGCAAACCCAUCAUUGCCACGCUCGCCGGUGGUAUCCCUCUUCAGGUCGAGGAUGGCAAGAGCGGUUACCUUGUCCGACGAGGUGACCACGACACCGUUGCCAAGCAUCUUUAUAAUCUGGUCACCGACAAGGACCUUUAUGGCAGGAUGUGCGAAUACGCAAGGAACCAUGUUAGCGACGAAGUCCAGACAGUUGGGAACGCCCUCUCCUGGAUGUACCUUGCCGCCAACGUGUCGAACGGAAGCACGCUGAAACCGAACGAGAGAUGGAUCAACGACUUGGCCCGAGAGGCUGCUGGCGAACUAUACAAGGAUGGCGAGCCAUGCUUACCGCGGCACUUGUCUACUUGA
This is a messenger RNA of Cladophialophora psammophila CBS 110553, 2088 nucleotides long. RefSeq lists its product as uncharacterized. The transcript has 6 exons. NCBI's taxonomy places the organism in Eukaryota, Fungi, Ascomycota, Eurotiomycetes, Chaetothyriales, Herpotrichiellaceae. The record is from RefSeq and is a predicted model, not a curated record. Bases 1 to 2088 code for a protein of 695 amino acids. Gene Ontology annotation, molecular function: glycosyltransferase activity.